Molecule: messenger RNA, 1130 nt
Organism: Linepithema humile (Argentine ant)
Lineage: Eukaryota; Metazoa; Arthropoda; Insecta; Hymenoptera; Formicidae
Product: post-GPI attachment to proteins factor 2-like
Biological process (GO): GPI anchor biosynthetic process
Cellular component (GO): Golgi membrane; endoplasmic reticulum membrane
Source: RefSeq, a predicted model, not a curated record
CCUCCAAACCCUAACCUUGUCAUUACGAUGCAUUACGAUGCUGUUUUUAGCUUCGCUUAUCGGCGAACGAUUCGCGCGAGCUGUUUGUGUUGAUCGUUACGUACGAUCAUUCUCUCGAAUCGAGAUGCAAAUUGUGUGCCUGCAUUGCAGUUACAUUUCGAGGAAAAUUCGAAAAAAAACGCACUAAAAGUCGGAAAGUACAAGCGUUAGAAAAGAGGCUUUCGAGUUGGCUUUCGAGUUAACCUUAUCAUUGCAUGUUGCAUGGUGUUAUGACGUAAAAGAUUACGGACUAAUAAUAUGAGCAAGUUGAGAUUAGGGUCAGAGUACAUCCCGUUAACCGCGGAGGACAUGUCGAAGAUUCGCGUUGUCGUACCGUUCUCAAAAGUGGCAUGGUUCACCGUGGCUCUGCCAUUUCUGGCGUUCAUUUUUUGUAUCGUCUGGUCGAUUCUGUAUAAUUUCGAACAUUCCACCUCCACACAUUGUCAGGUGUACAAUUUUUUACCAUCAGUCUCAGCAGCUAUUGGUCAUUACAGGCCUCAAAGAGAUGUUUGGAAGAUUGCCAUAGCGGUGCAAGCAAUAGUGAGAACUUUAGUAUUUCUCAUGUAUUAUCGUUAUUAUAAGGAACAUGUUUACAAAUGGGCACAAUACUUAAGUAAUAUUGCACUUGUUAUGUAUGUCAUUGAAAAUGUAUCUCUUGUGACACUGAGCUUUUGGACUUCCAAUGAGAAUUAUGCAUUCCAUAAAAUAUCUUUUAUAUCUUUUCUGAUGACAUCAUUUAUACACAUGUUCUUAGCAUAUUAUAUUAAGAGGAGAUAUGUGAAUGUCAUAAAAGAUUUUGACGAUGCUUCCUUGAAGUGGAAAUGGAGAUCCAUGAUGUUGAAUGUAUCAUCUAUAUUAGUAGCAUGUUACUUCUUUUAUAGGCAUAAUAAAUAUUGUGAACCUUUAGUGUAUUCAAUGUUUGCUUUAAGUGAAUAUGGAGUUGUACUUUCAAAUAUGGGAUAUCAUUUAACAGUGGCACUAGAUUUUGCUACAACGUAUCUCAUGAUAUCAGGAAACAGUUUCAGAAUUAUUUAAAAUCUUUUGAAUCAUUACUUGUAUGAUAAUCAUUAUAUAUACUUGUAAAUAUUGUA